This is a messenger RNA of Aspergillus campestris IBT 28561, 2740 nucleotides long. RefSeq names its product ATP-binding cassette permease mdr2 (gene mdr2). Gene Ontology annotation, molecular function: ATP binding; ATP hydrolysis activity; ABC-type oligopeptide transporter activity. Gene Ontology annotation, biological process: transmembrane transport. The record is from RefSeq and is a predicted model, not a curated record. Gene Ontology annotation, cellular component: membrane. The transcript is spliced from 3 exons. Bases 176 to 2527 code for a protein of 783 amino acids. NCBI's taxonomy places the organism in Eukaryota, Fungi, Ascomycota, Eurotiomycetes, Eurotiales, Aspergillaceae.
CUGCUUUCUUCCUAACUCCUCUACCAGCACUCUCAGUCCUUCCAUUCCACUGUGGUUGAGACGCUCGUGUCAUGGUCAUAUUCGAUCCUUCAUAAGCCGACUAAGAUAUGGCAUUGUGCUGUAUUCCGUGACAUCCGACACAUUCGUCCGAUUCCCGCAUUUCGUUCUUUCCACAAUGCGCGGAGUCAGGGUCCUGGCCUCUUGGGCCCCUGGAGUCACUGCCAGACACAUUGCGAGCUCAAAUGGAAGCAUUUUAAACCACGUUCUCUCUCGGUCCCCUCACGCAUCGCCUUUUGCGCCCGGUCUUGGUGGUGACUUCGCCCGCCGCUUCUCGGGAGCCUCCGGCUCAGUUUCCCGCCAUCGCCUGUGUCAGCCGACUGGCCUUCAGUCCUUGCUUUCGGAUAGCCCCUUAAGAUCUGUGUUCCGGUCCCAAUGGUCCCUGAAUGCUCGCCACUUCACCUCGUCACGAUCAAAAUUACAAACAACCCCGGGUUCGCAGUCCACGAACGGUCAGAAUGGGAAGAACAAGUCUAGCCAGGAUAUUGACGAGGAGGAGGCCGACAAAGGGUUUGAACUAUCGGAAAAGGCAGCACAAGCGGCACAAGUGAAUAUGCAAGCAAAGCUCGCCAAAGACGGGGCCUCUGGGAAAAAAUCGGGCUUCAGAGAGAUAUGGCGGCUUUUGUCCAUUGCACGGCCCGAGUCAAAGAAGCUCGGUUUCGCGUUCUUGUUUCUGCUGGUCUCGUCAUCAAUCACAAUGUCGAUUCCGUUUUCUAUUGGAAGGAUCAUGGAUGCGGCUACCAAGUCCACCGAGAAUGUUGGGACCGAGGUUUUCGGUUUGAGCCUUCCUAUGUUCUACGGCGCUUUGGCGGGCAUUCUCGCAGUGGGCGCCGCCGCGAAUUACGGUCGAAUCAUCAUCCUUCGGAUUGUUGGCGAGCGCAUCGUCGCCCGCCUGCGCUCCAAACUCUUCCGUCAGACCUUUAUCCAGGAUGCGGAGUUCUUUGAUGCUAAUCGCGUGGGUGACCUGAUCUCUCGUCUGAGCUCCGACACGAUCAUCGUGGGCAAGAGCAUCACGCAAAAUCUUUCGGAUGGACUGCGCGCGGCGGUGAGCGGAGCAGCCGGGUUCGGCUUGAUGGCGUACGUUAGUCUCAAGCUGUCCAGCAUUCUGGCGUUGCUGCUUCCUCCGAUCGGUCUCGGAGCGUUCUUCUACGGAAGGGCGAUCCGAAACCUGAGUCGCAAGAUUCAACGGAACUUGGGGUCUUUGACCAAGAUCGCGGAGGAGCGAUUGGGCAAUGUGAAAACUAGCCAGUCUUUCGCUGGGGAAGUUUGCGAAGUCAAUCGGUACAACACCCAAGUCCGCAAGAUUUUUGAGCUCGGCAAGCAGGAAUCCCUUAUCAGUGCCACCUUCUUUAGCUCGACCGGCUUAAUGGGAAAUAUGACGAUCUUAGCGCUCCUCUACGUCGGAGGUGGCAUGGUCCAGUCCGGUGCCAUCAGCAUCGGAGAGCUCACCUCUUUCCUUAUGUACACAGCUUAUGCUGGCUCCAGCAUGUUUGGCCUUUCCAGCUUCUACUCCGAGCUGAUGAAGGGCGUUGGUGCCGCCAGCCGGCUAUUUGAACUCCAGGAUCGCCAGCCGACCAUCUCCCCUACUAAGGGUGAAAAGGUUGUGUCUGCUCGUGGCCCCAUCCGCUUCGACAACGUGUCUUUCAGUUACCCGACGCGCCCCGCAGUUCCCAUCUUCAAGGAUUUGAAUUUCGAGAUCCCGCAAGGGACCAACGUUGCUAUUGUUGGGCCGUCCGGAGGCGGCAAAUCCACCAUCGCUUCUAUCCUACUCCGGUUUUACAACCCCACCGCCGGCAAGAUCCUUAUUGACGGCAGGGAUAUUGGUAAAAUGAAUGCCAAGUCGCUCCGGCGGAAGAUUGGUGUCGUCUCGCAGGAGCCUGUCCUCUUCUCUGGAUCCAUUGCCGAGAACAUUGCCUAUGGCAGCCCUCGCGCGACCCGUUCGGAAAUCGUCACUGCGGCCCGCAAGGCCAAUUGCCAGUUCAUCAGUGAUUUCCCAGACGGACUUGACACCCAAGUAGGCGCACGAGGCGCACAGCUAUCAGGCGGGCAGAAGCAACGCAUCGCUAUUGCCCGUGCCCUCAUUAAGGAACCUGACAUUCUCAUUUUGGACGAAGCGACGUCCGCUCUCGACGCGGAGUCGGAGACGCUGGUCAACAGCGCUCUCGCAGCCCUCCUCCGGGGUAACAACACGACGAUCAGCAUCGCCCAUCGCCUGUCGACGAUCAAACGAUCCGACACGAUUGUCGUCUUAGGUCCGGAUGGCAAGGUUGCUGAACAUGGAACUUACGAAGAACUGAGCGCCCAACCGGACGGCGCGUUCACGAAGUUGAUGGAAUGGCAAAUGAGCGGUGGAGAGGAUUCGCCCGCGCCGACUGCCACCAUCAGCCCGGCGACACAGGAGAAGCUGGAGGGACUGGCAGAGGAAGAAGUCGAGGAUGUGGAGGAGACCAGCAGGAAGACCACCGAAUGAGGAUGAAGCGUACAGGUUUGCACAUAUAGUCCCUCCUUGGGACUUACCUUCUUUGUUUUUUUUUCAUUGCUGUUAUACUAUUUUGGUGCUGUAGAGCAUUCCCCACUUUGCUUUGUUGAUCCCGAUGUUAUUUCAUAGACGGGCUGAUCGACACGAUGUCACAUGUAUCUAUACCUUCUGUUUUGUAUACCUCUUUAUCCUACAUAGUAUAUG